This is a messenger RNA of Colletotrichum chrysophilum, 2115 nucleotides long. RefSeq lists its product as uncharacterized. Gene Ontology annotation, cellular component: nuclear RNA-directed RNA polymerase complex. Gene Ontology annotation, molecular function: RNA-directed RNA polymerase activity. The record is from RefSeq and is a predicted model, not a curated record. Gene Ontology annotation, biological process: siRNA processing. The transcript is spliced from 2 exons. Bases 1 to 2115 code for a protein of 704 amino acids. NCBI's taxonomy places the organism in Eukaryota, Fungi, Ascomycota, Sordariomycetes, Glomerellales, Glomerellaceae.
AUGCUCGAUUGGCUCCUGCAAUUGGAUCGCAACGAAGACCAGCUUUAUCUUAAGCUGUUCGCCCGCAUCCAGCUUGGACUCAGCAAAACGACCGCAGUGGCUGUCCUAGAUCAAGAUCAGAUACGACAUAUGCAGAAAGAUGUCGUAUCACCAAUCGGACAAGUGAUGAACGAUGGCGUUGGUCGCAUGUCGCUUUCUCUUGCCCGAAAAGUCAGGGACGUCCUUGGAUUGAGCGACGUACCCUCCGCCAUUCAGGGUCGUCUCGGUUCUGCCAAAGGCAUGUGGAUCAUCGACGUUGAAGAUACCGGGAGCGAUAUUUGGAUAGAGACAUGGCCCUCGCAAAGAAAAUGGAAUUGCGACUUCCUCCACCAGGAACACCGGACCCUCGAAAUCAAGGACUUCGUUGCAGAGCCUCGAUCCGCAAACCUCAAUAUUCAGUUUCUUCCUAUUCUCGAAGACCGUGCCAAAGACAAACAAAUCAUGAGAAAAGUAGUGGGAGACAAUGUUCUACGUCAGCUCAGCGACGAACUUGAAGCUCUGAGAAAUGCCAUCAAGCAUCCAUUGCAGUUCCGGAAAUGGGUGGAUGAAAAUUCAACUGCCAGGAAGAAGCGUUUGGCCCAUAGCAGCGUGCCGUUCCUGGCUGGCCUUCCUGAGUCGAAAGAAGAACAGCUUAGUUAUCUCGGCGAUGGCGGCUUCGAGCCAACCAAACAGAAGUUCAUGCAAGACAUGAUGUGGAAGCUCCAGAGCAAAAAGUGUGAAAAUGUGACGAAGAAAAUGAGCAUAAGGAUUCCUAACUCGGCGUACUUAUACAUGGUAGUCGACUUCUGGGGCAUUCUGGAAGAAAACGAGGUGCAUCGAGUCAAAGCCGUGUUUAAGCCGGAGUUGCGCGCGCUGAAAAACGUCAUCGUGUUUCCGGCGAAGGGAGACGUUGCGCUUGCCGAUAAGCUUUCGGGUGGCGAUUACGAUGGAGACAGGGCGUGGGUGUGUUGGGAGCCAGCCAUUGUGUCUAACUUUGAGAAUGCCAAUGUCCCGACAAGGCCGGACCUUUCUGGGUUUCUCAGGAAGGAUGAGGCGUCAUUCGGAGACCUCACUCGACAGGUCGGCAAGUCCUCGGCGGCUUCGACAAUGAUUACCCGCAGUAUUGCCUUUGAAAUACAGCCCAAAUUCUUGGGAAUCGUCACGAAAUUCAAGGAACGUCUCUGUUACAGCAUGAACGACGUUAACAACGAGCAGGCCCUAUGGCUGAGCACACUUCUUGGGAGUCUGGUAGACCAAUCGAAGCAAGGGUUAGAGUUUGAAGCAGGCGACUGGCAAAGGUUUCGAGACAAAGUCCUGAGCAGCUGUCAGGCUCGUAUGGUGGGAUAUCUGGCCUAUGAAUACGAGACCUGGACGGCCAGAGAGGAUCCCGUUCAUAUCAUCGAUUUCCUGAAAUUCACGAUCGCCAAACCCGCUAUCGAGGAGGAACUACGCAUCGUCUCCCAAGACAUGAGCGUGCGUCGUGAUUCUAGUCGCGACAUGACACCCCUUACGCCAUGCGAAGAUGGCGAGGGGGCCCAGACGGUGGAGUAUUGGGACGCCGAUCUGGUCGGUCCCUACAGGGACUUGGAAAAGUUGGCAUCGACGGAUCCGGUGUUGAAGAAAGUCUUGGCGAAUUUGAGGGAAGACUUGGAAACGAUCAAGACAAAGUGGGACAGUAGCGUGGUCCCGGUCAAAGAUAAAAGCCAGCGUCCAGGUCUGAUGGUGGAAGUUUUCAAAGAGUGGUGCGCCAUCCGACCUCGGGCGGACGCAGAGCUCAGCAAUGCGCUUAUGACAUGGUUGGAACCAUCGUAUGCAUCUAAAGAGCACUCCGCCUGGGCUUUGCUUCGUGCCAGCACUUCUUUCAAGUAUUGGCAUAAGAAGCCAAAACCUGUAUGGCGCAUGGCUGGCAUACAGCUGCAAUUCAUCAAGUCAAUGGCCCGGCGUGGUUGGGCUCCCGUCAGCGUCGUGCCAAACGUGUACGCGGCUCUGAAGCCUGACGGCAAGUUCAUCCGUCAGGCCGUCUCCAGAAUGACGGAGGGCAUGGAGUCGGUUGUUGGGGUUGGUGAUGAUGCCGCAGAUGAUGAAUGGGAUGUUUGA